This is a messenger RNA of Poecile atricapillus (Black-capped chickadee), 1734 nucleotides long. RefSeq names its product zinc finger protein 585A-like. The record is from RefSeq and is a predicted model, not a curated record. Lineage: Eukaryota; Metazoa; Chordata; Aves; Passeriformes; Paridae. Gene Ontology annotation, biological process: regulation of immune system process; regulation of cytokine production; negative regulation of transcription by RNA polymerase II.
AUGGGUGAGCUGGUGGUCCAUGAGCAGCUUCAGGAUGGGGAGAAGCCCUACAAGUGCUUGGAGUGUGGGAAGAGCUUCAGCCAGAGCAACAGCCUGAUCUGCCACCAGAUGAUCCACACUGGGGAAUGGCCCUAUGAGUGUGGGGAAUGUGGGAAGGGCUUCAGCUGGAGCUCCCAGCUCAUCGUCCACCAGCGCAUCCACACUGGGGAGAGGCCCUACGAGUGUCCUGAGUGUGGGAAGAGGUUUCACAGCAGCUCCACUCUCCUCAGGCACCAGCGGAUUCACACGGAUGAGAGGCCCUUCCGCUGCCCUGACUGUGGGGAGGGCUUCAAGCGAAACUCCAACCUCAUCAAGCACCAGCGCAUUCACACUGGGGAGAGGCCCUACGAGUGUGGGGAAUGUGGGAAGAGCUUCAGCGAGAGGUCCCACCUCACCAUCCAUCAGAGGAUCCACACCAGGGAACGGCCCUAUGAGUGUGGGGAAUGUGGGAUGACCUUCAGCCGGAGGUCCCACCUGACCAUCCACCAGAUGAUCCACACUGGGGAGAGGCCCUACGAGUGUCCCCAGUGUGGGAAAAGGUUUCAGACCAGCUCCACUCUCCUACAGCAUCAGCGGAUUCACACGGAUGAGAGGCCCUUCCACUACCCCGACUGCAGGAGGGGCUUCAAGAAAAACUCCCACCUCAUCAGGCACCAGCGCAUCCACACUGGGGAGAGGCCCUACGAGUGUCCCCAAUGUGGGAAGAGCUUCAGCGGCCGGAGAUCCAGCCAGGGCUCUGAGCUGGUGGUCCAUGAGCAGCUUCAGGAUGGGGAGAAGCCCUACAAGUGCUUGGAGUGUGGGAAGAGCUUCAGCCAGAGCAACAGCCUGAUCUGCCACCAGAUGAUCCACACUGGGGAAUGGCCCUACGAGUGUGGGGAAUGUGGGAAGGGCUUCAGCUGCAGCUCCCAACUCAUCAUCCACCAGCGCAUCCACACUGGGAAGAGGCCCUACGAGUGUCCCGAGUGUGGGAAGAGGUUUCAGACCAGCUCCCAUCUCCUUGUGCACCAGCGGAUUCACACGGAUGAGAGGCCCUUCCGCUGCCCCGACUGUGGGGAGGGCUUCAAGCAAAACUCCCACCUCAUCACCCACCGGCGCAUCCACACUGGGGAGAGGCCCUAUGAGUGUCCCCAGUGUGGGAAGAGCUUCAGAAACAGCUCUAAUUUGACCAUUCACCAGAGGAUCCACACUGGGGAACAUCCCUAUGAGUGUGGGGAAUGUGGGAUGACCUUCAGCCAGAGGUCCCAUCUGACCAUCCACCAGCGCAUCCACACUGGGGAGAGGCCCUACGAGUGUCCUGAGUGUGGGAAGAGGUUUCAGAGCAGCUCCACUCUCCUCAGGCACCAGCAGAUUCACACGGAUGAGAGGCCCUUCCGCUGCCCUGAGUGCAGGAAGGGCUUCAAGCGAAACUCCCACCUCAUCACCCACCAGCACAUCCACACUGGGGAGAGGCCCUACAAGUGUGGGAAAUGUGGGAAGAGGUUUCAGACCAGGUCCAGUCUCCUCCAGCACCAGCGGAUUCACAUGGAUGAGAGGCCCUUCUGCUGCCCCGAGUGCAGGAAGGGCUUCAAGGACAACUCCACCCUCAUCAGGCACCGGCGCAUCCACACUGGGGAGAGGCCCUACGAGUGUCCCCAGUGUGGGAAGAGCUUCAUCCAGAAAUCUCACUUGACCCAACACCAACAAAAGCACCACUAA